This is a messenger RNA of Pteronotus mesoamericanus, 1872 nucleotides long. It is a transcript of the gene STXBP2, whose product is annotated as syntaxin binding protein 2. The coding region runs from base 29 to 1810 and encodes 593 amino acids. Lineage: Eukaryota; Metazoa; Chordata; Mammalia; Chiroptera; Mormoopidae. Gene Ontology annotation, cellular component: secretory granule; plasma membrane. The transcript is spliced from 19 exons. Gene Ontology annotation, biological process: neurotransmitter secretion; intracellular protein transport; vesicle-mediated transport. Gene Ontology annotation, molecular function: syntaxin-3 binding; syntaxin-1 binding. The record is from RefSeq and is a predicted model, not a curated record.
GGAAGCAGCGGCUGGCCCGUUGGGGAAGAUGGCGCCCUCGGGGUUGAAGGCUGUGGUGGGGGAAAAAAUUUUGAGCGGAGUCAUUCGGAGCGUCAAAAAGGACGGGGAGUGGAAGGUGCUCCUCGUGGACCACCCAAGCAUGCGCAUUUUGUCAUCGUGCUGCAAGAUGUCAGACAUCCUGGAAGAGGGCGUCACCAUUGUUGAGGACAUCAACAAGCGGCGAGAGCCCAUCCCCAGCCUGGAGGCCAUAUAUUUGUUGAGCCCUACGGAGAAGUCAGUGCAGGCCCUGAUCGCAGACUUCCGCGGGACCCCGACCUUCACCUACAAAGCGGCACACGUCUUCUUCACAGACACCUGUCCGGAGCCUCUGUUCAGUGAGCUGGGCCGCUCACGUCUGGCAAAGGUGGUGAAGACACUGAAAGAGAUCCACCUUGCCUUCCUGCCCUACGAAGCCCAGGUGUUCUCCCUGGAUGCCCCUCACAGCACCUAUAACCUCUACUGCCCCUUCCGGGCGAGUGAGCGGACAAGGCAGCUUGAGACGUUGGCCCAGCAGAUCGCCACGCUUUGUGCCACACUGCAGGAGUACCCAGCCAUCCGCUACCACAAGGGCCCAGAGGACACGGCCCAGCUGGCUCAUGCAGUCCUGGCCAAGCUGAAUGCCUUUAAGGCAGACACUCCCAGUUUGGGCGAGGGCCCCGAGAAAACCCGCUCACAGCUGCUGAUCAUGGACCGGGCGGCCGACCUUGUGUCCCCACUGCUGCAUGAGCUCACAUUCCAGGCCAUGGCCUAUGACCUGCUGAACAUUGAGCAGGACACAUACAGGUAUGAGACCACCGGGCUGAGCGAGGCCUGUGAGAAGGCUGUGCUCCUGGACGAGGACGACGACCUGUGGGCCGAGCUGCGGCACAUGCACAUCGCGGACGUGUCCAAGAAGGUCACAGAGCUUCUGAAGACAUUCUGUGAGAGCAAGAGGCUGACCACUGACAAGGCCAACAUCAAAGACCUGUCCCACAUCCUGAAAAAGAUGCCACAGUACCAGAAGGAGCUGAACAAGUAUUCUACACACCUGCACUUAGCUGAUGACUGCAUGAAGCGCUUCAAGGGUUCCGUGGAGAAGCUGUGCAAUGUGGAGCAGGACUUGGCCAUGGGCACCGACGCAGAGGGCGAGAAGAUAAAGGACGCCAUGAAGCUGAUUGUGCCCGUGCUGCUGGACGCAGCAGUGCCCGCCUAUGACAAGAUCCGGGUGUUGUUGCUCUACAUUCUUCUUCGGAAUGGUGUGAGUGAGGAGAACCUGGCCAAGCUGAUCCAGCACGCCAACGUGCAGGCCCACAGCAGCCUCAUCCGGAACCUGGAGCAGCUGGGAGCUACUGUCAUCAACCCUGGGGGCCCUGGCACCCCCAGCCGGCUGGAGCGGAGGGAGCGCUUGGAGCCCACCUACCAGCUGUCCCGCUGGACCCCAGUCAUCAAGGACGUGAUGGAGGAUGCGGUGGAGGACCGGCUGGACCGCAAGCUCUGGCCCUUUGUGUCCGACCCCGCCCCCGUGGCGCGCUCCCAGGCGGCCGUGAGCGCCCGCUUUGGCCACUGGCACAAGAACAAGGCUGGGGCAGAGGCGCGGGCAGGGCCCCGGCUCAUCAUCUACGUUGUGGGUGGUGUGGCCAUGUCAGAGAUGAGGGCCGCCUACGAAGUCACCAGGGCCACUGAGGGCAAGUGGGAGGUGCUCAUUGGCUCCUCACACAUCCUCACUCCAACCCGCUUCCUGGAUGACCUCAAGACCCUGGACCAGAAGUUAGAGGACAUUUCCUUGCCUUGAACCGCCGUACCCACCUUGAACCGCACCCCUCCUUUUCCAGAAAAAUAAACACCUCUUUGCUG